AACGAUUCAUUCAGAAAAAAAAAUAUCCUUGAAAGCGAGACAGUCGAGUACGGUAGUGUGAUUUGUUUUGAAUGUUCUCGAUCAAAAAAAAACCUAAACCAAACCAACCGAGUCUAUUUCCAUCGCGAACAUGGAUUUGUUGUUCUAUAUUUGCCUGCUGCAUUUUAUGGUCAAACAGCAUGAGCACUUGCCCAAACGGACGCUACAAGACUUUGAAGAUUUUCUCAAAUGAUGAUGUGUUUAACUUUCCGAGCCGACUGCCAGGAAACAUCCUGAAUCCUAUUGAGAGAUCGUAUCCAAGUUGGCCGGGAAGUAUACGAAUAAAGAUUGAAGUUUGGGAUGACGAUGGUAACACUGAUGACAAGGUUGAUUACUAUGCAAUUAAUGUAGUUGUACCCGCAGCAAGUGAUAGCAGUCUAGCUACAAUUAACACAUACAACCUGAAUGGAAGAGGCACCUCAGCUACAAAGAUAGAAUUCAAGGUCUACUGCAAUGCGGACUAUUAUACACCCAGUUGUGACGUGUACUGUCGUCCCCAGAAUGAUGAAGAAGGUCACUACUAUUGUAAUAAGGACACGGGCGAAAAGAUAUGCUACCAUGGAUACACCGGUGCCAACUGUAACUUUGAAGUUGAUGAAUGUGCAUCUGAUCCUUGCAGAAACGGUGGCACAUGUACAGAUCGGCUUUUGAGUAUCACAUGUUCCUGUCUACCGGGGUUUAUUGGAACUUUCUGUCACGUUGAUUUAAACGAAUGUGAAAGUUUACCGUGUAUGAAUGGAGCAACGUGUGAAGAUGGUGCGGGCGAAUACAUAUGCCACUGUCUUCCAGGCUACGAGGGUUUGGAUUGCCAGGAUGAUAUCAACGAGUGUGAAACAUUUCCUUGUAAAAAAGGAAACUGCACCGACCUACUCAACGACUAUUCAUGCUCUUGCGCAGCUGGUUACACUGGGAGGAAUUGCGAUGUAGAUAUAAAUGAAUGUGAUAGUGACCCUUGCUACAACAACGGCACAUGUUUGAACGGCAUUGAUGAGUUCUUGUGCGCAUGCCCACCGGGUUUUACGGAUGAUUUCUGCCAGACUGAGAUUGAUGAGUGUCUAAGCAUACCGUGUCAGAAUAUGGGCACCUGCGUAGACCGCGUAGCUGACUUUCUAUGCGAGUGCGUGCCAGGGUUCGAGGGCCACACGUGCGAAAUAGACGUAGAUGAAUGUGCAAGUGACCCAUGCUAUAGCAACAGCACCUGUAUUGAUCACGUAAACGGGUUUAAUUGCGCAUGUACUGCAGGUUAUACAGGUGUCUUAUGUGAAAAUGAUAUUAAUGAAUGUUCGAGCCUGCCCUGUAUAAAUAACGCCACAUGUCUCGAUAACAUAAACGCAUAUGAAUGCGUUUGUGUUGAUGGGUUUUACGGGAUCAAUUGUGAAAAUGAAGUCAACGAGUGUUUGAGUUCACCUUGUCUUCACGGAGGCUCUUGUGAUGAUCUCAUCAACGACUUUAAAUGCAGAUGUGUACCAGGAUAUACCGGAAUACGUUGUGAGACCGAUAUUAACGAAUGCGCAAGUGCACCAUGCGAGAACAACUCAACGUGCUCCGAUUUAGUCAACAAUUACACAUGCACGUGUGUAGCUGGGUUCAGUGGCACCAACUGCGAGGUCAACAUAGAUGAAUGUGCAAAUGAGCCUUGUUUCAAUAACGCAACUUGCGUGGAUAAUGUGGACGGUUAUAAUUGUGUAUGUAUGCCAGGAUUUGAGGGCGAUCUUUGUGAAAUCGAAUCUAAUGAAUGUGAGAGUAGCCCAUGUUUUAACAAUGCGACGUGUGUAGACUACAUUAACUUCUUCUCGUGUAUUUGUCUUGGUGGAUUCUCAGGAGACACAUGCGAGACAGAAAUCGACGAAUGUGAUAGUCAACCAUGUCAAAAUGGAGCAACAUGCUUUGAUCACAUCAAUGCGUACACAUGUAAAUGUGUACUCGGGUACGCUGGUGGGAACUGCGAGAUUGAUGUAGACGAAUGUGCUAGUCUGCCGUGUGAAAACUACGGACAGUGUAUUGAUUACGUUAACCACUUCCAGUGCAAAUGCGCACCUGGGUAUACAGGUGACGUAUGUGAAACCAAUAUCGACGAGUGUGGAAGCAUGCCUUGUUUCCAUAACAGUACUUGCAUUGAUGGUAUAGACCGUUUUAGCUGCAACUGUCUUGAAGGUUACGAAGGACACCAGUGUGAGUUUGAAAUAGAUGAAUGCUUGAAUCAACCCUGUCAAAAUAACGGCACAUGUAUUGAUAAACUAAAUCAUCACCUAUGUGUUUGCGUGCCAGGAUUCAUGGGUAGUUUAUGUGAGGUCAACGUAGACGAAUGCGAGAGUAAUCCAUGUCAGCAUGGUGCCCGGUGUUAUGACUACAUCAAUGGAUAUAGUUGUGAAUGUCGCAAUGGCUACGCAGGAGCCAACUGCGAGGUGGAUAUUGAUGAGUGCGCAAGUAGUCCAUGUGCAAAUGCUGCCACAUGUAAAGAUCUUAUUGGCAGUGUUAACUGCACAUGCACGGCAGGAUUCACUGGAAGGUUGUGUGAUAUCAAUAUCAACGAAUGCGAGAGCUCACCUUGCCAACAUGGCUCGAAGUGCCAUGAUGACAUCAACAAGUUUUCAUGCGACUGUGCAUUUGGUUAUGAGGGAGAAUUUUGUCAGAUAGACAUCAAUGAAUGCUCAAGCAACCCAUGUCAGAACAACGCAACGUGUUUAGACCACGUGAACAGAUUGGUGUGCACAUGUUCACUAGGUUAUUCAGGAUCAACCUGCCAAACGAAUAUCGAUGAAUGUUCGAGUUCCCCUUGUUUAAAUGGUGCAGUGUGUAAUGAUGUAAUAAAUGGAUACAACUGCGUGUGUCUACCAGGUUUUGAAGGUGUGAACUGCCAGGUUAACACAGAUGAGUGCGCCAACCAACCUUGUCUAAAUUCAGCAACUUGCGUCGAUCAUAUAGACAAGUUUAUUUGUGAAUGCGCACCAGGUUAUGAAGGACAGCUCUGUGAAUCUGAGAUCAAUGAAUGCCUGAGCAAUCCUUGUCAAAAUAACGCCACGUGCAACAAUGACGUUAAUCGAUUUGAGUGCAACUGCAUCUCUGGGUUUGUUGGACCGAUGUGUGAAAUUAAUGUAAAUGAAUGUAGCAGCUCACCGUGUCAGAAUGAUGGUGAGUGUAUUGAUUACAUCGAUAAAUACAAGUGCGUUUGUCGACCUUUAUAUUUUGGAGACCAUUGCGAGUUCAAGAAUAACCCAUGUCUGAAUGCCCCAUGUGGUACACACGGUGCAUGCGUUGAAGAAAAGCAUGGGUUCUACUGCCAAUGCGAUCCUGGAUUCUCUGGCAUCAGCUGUGAGAAAGAGAUAGACGAAUGUGCGAGCAGUCCAUGUCAAAACAGCGCUACUUGUAUCGAUGCUGUCAAUAGCUAUUCCUGCACCUGCUUGUUGGGAUUCAAGGGGGAAAAUUGUCAGGAAAAUAUUAAUGAUUGUUUUGAUGUGGAUUGUAAGAAUGGUGUUUGUCAAGAUGGUAUUUCAUCAUUUAGCUGUCUCUGCUUCGACGGUUUUAAUGGUGAAUUUUGUUCUCAUAAUAUCGACGAAUGCCAAUCAAAUCCAUGUUUUAAUAACGCCACAUGUGUCGAUGGAAUCGAUAGUUACCGAUGCAUCUGUGGAACUGGUUUUUAUGGAGAUCAUUGUGACUUGACAGUACCGCCAACCACACCAGCUCCCGAUUGGUGUAAUGGGAUUACUUGCCAAAAUGGAGGAGCAUGUCUACAACUUGAAUCUAGUUUCAGAUGUGAAUGCUUGAACGGCUUUUCGGGCUCUCUCUGUGAAGUCGAUGCUUGUCUACCUUCACCAUGUUUAAAUGGAGAUUGUACAAAGAUGGGUUCCAGUCCAAGCUUCAACUGUAAAUGUCAUACAGGUUUUAUUGGAACAUACUGUGAUGCUGAUUCAAGUCUACAUGCAUACACAAUGAAUUUUAAUGCAAUCGUUGUGAAUAAAACUGAUAUGGAGAACAAGAUCGAAUUGUUAUUGGACCCAACUGGAACGCAGGACAUUCGGAUAGAGAUUGUUGACAUCAUCGAGUCUAACACCUUGCGGAGAAAAAGGAGUGCAAGCUCUUCCAAAAUUACAGUCGUUUUUAUAGCAAAACGGAACGGAAGUUUAAUGAAAACGGAGGAAUUGCGAAAUGAGAUUGCAAAAUAUACUGUCCCUGACAUCAACCAUGUGAUGGCACCCUAUGUAAUUUCUACAGAAACACAAGCCAGCCCAGAACAAGCUGUUCAAGAAUCAACAUUUAAAUCAUGGAUAAAUGGAAACUGGCAGAUUGUUGUGUUUGCUGCAGCCGGCUUUCUCAUCAUUAUACUCGUUACUGUACUAAUUAUACUGAAGUUCAGAAGGCGGAGAAAAGAAAAGAAUGUUAACCCAGUGGUUCGUGUUGAGAGUGUCAAAUUCAUAAACCCUGUGAGUUCCUACUUCGAAGGUGCCGAAUACAAUGGAGGAAAACCAAAUAUGUUUCCGACAGAUACGCUAUUAACUGACGUCAUAGAUCUCAACGCUGAUGAUCCUGCUUGGGAUAGACCCGAGAUGGAAAUGUCAACGUUCAAACAACAGUAACGUGUUAACUUUCCAUUUAACACAUUUUUAUACUUUGUUUCAUAGUGGAUAUUUUCAUGAUUUAUCAAAUCCCCAUAUUUUAAUGAUAUUGAGCUUUUUGAAAACUCUUGACAAACAACAGUAAUGUGUUAACUUUCUAUUUAACACGUUUUUAUACUUUGUUUCAUAGUGCAUAUUUUCAUGAUGUUGAGCUUUUUGAAAACUCUUGACAAACAACAGUAACGUGUUAACCUUCCAUUUAACACGUUCUUAUACUUUGUUUCAUAGUGGAUAUUUUCAUGAUUUAUCAAAUCCCCAUAUUUUAAUGAUGUUGAGCUUUUUGAAAACUCUUUCUGGAGCCAUGUGUUUUGGAUCCAUUAAGCAAUUUGUGCUAAUCUACGCCCAUAGGGAUGUGCCUAGACAUAACUACUUGCCAUUCAAUCUCCGUCUUAACGGCUGCAAAAUUUGAUCAUAAAUAAUUGUAUAUUUGUAUAUAUUAUUAAGUUAUUAUGUAAUUGUUGAAAUAGAAUACGUAUAAAAUGACCUUAAGAGUGAUGCUAAUCCACAGGAGUAGUGUUGAUUAUUUUGUCGUAUCAACGACACAUCAGCAACUGAGACAGGAAUUAGGCAGGCAAGGUCUUAUAUACUGUGCUAAUAAGCUAACAGGUGCCGUAAAAGUAUUUAGGGAGGAAAAAAGAAAAAAAAUAAAUAAAAAUUUCAGGCAAUUUUUUUUUUUCUAAAUACUUUUUCAAUUUUUGUAAGUUGUGUAAUGUUUUGGCAUAUUUCUUCGUUUGUUGUUGUCAUCAUUGUAACUAUAAUAACUCAUAAAUGUAAUUACUGUAUUGUAAGUUGUAAAUAACUAAUUAAUUUAUUUAAUUAAAAUAUUAAAAAAUACAUUUAAUGUAUUGGUGCAAAAUAUUUUGUAAUCUUAGUAACCAAUAUUAAACAAUGGGAAUAUCUAUGUAUACAGUUAGGGGUAUACAGUUAGGGGUGGGGUGAAUAUAUGGGUGGGUAUGGGGGUAUGUUAUAGUUGACGCAUCGAUAUUGAUUGCUUAAUACAGGCUGUAACUUUGUUCAUAUGCACACUAAACAUUACUUCCAACGUUAGAGCACCAUCGUUAUGCGUACUGUAUUUAGCUUUACUUAAUAUAGCUCUAUGCAUUUUUCAAUGAAUAAAGAAAUGUGGUAUGCAAAUUUACUUACUACCAUUCUCAAAAUAGGGAGUUGGAUUCGAUGUUUCUGUAAUACUCUACAUGUGGCCAUACAAUGUGCUUUUCGUGAAUACAUGACUCUGUCUGUUUUAUAUCUUGCAUGGACAUUUCGGAUGUACUGUGUAGGUUGUUUUACGUUGAUACGUAUGAAGCCACAUGAUUGGUAGAUGAAUUGAUGACAUUUUGUCACGUGAUGUUCAGACUGUCAGUGAAAUGUGGAGGAUGUACUCUGUAUUGACUUCAAAGACAUUCCACAACAAAACUUCAUUCAUGUAUUUUGGAGCUAUUUUGAUUUUAUAAUUAAUGUAGUACUGUAUAAAAAUAUUUUGGAUUAUCUAAUUUUCUGUCCACACUAGCAAAUUUUAUGUGACAAUUUUUUUGUGAUGUGGCCAUAUAUGGGCUAGAUGGUGACAUAUUACACCCAAAUAUAGGCAUAUCACAUUUAUUUGUCACAAAAAAAUUGACAGUGUGGACAAAGCUUUAACCCAACUGAUCUUGUCACAAGAAGGGCCUCCCACCGUGCGUGCUUUUUUCUAUCAUUAAAUGAUUUUGUGUGUA
Anneissia japonica is the source of this 6361-nucleotide messenger RNA. Its product is annotated as fibropellin-1-like. Gene Ontology annotation, cellular component: plasma membrane; protein-containing complex. NCBI's taxonomy places the organism in Eukaryota, Metazoa, Echinodermata, Crinoidea, Comatulida, Comatulidae. Gene Ontology annotation, biological process: establishment or maintenance of epithelial cell apical/basal polarity; heterophilic cell-cell adhesion; cell communication. Gene Ontology annotation, molecular function: calcium ion binding. The record is from RefSeq and is a predicted model, not a curated record.